AUGAAAAGUCAAUGUGAUACUUCAAGCUGGAUCAAGUACUUUGGCACAGGAACCAAACUAGUUGUUUCUGGAUUUGCUCACUGUGAUACUUCUAGUGGCUACUACAUCAAAGUAUUUGGCUCUGGUACCAAGCUCAUAGUAACAGAUACAGAAGCAAAACUCAAUUCCAACAAGAUCCAGGUCCUGCCUUCCAUUACUGAAAAAGAUGGGCAAGUAACACACAUAUGCCUCAUUGAGGAUUUUUACCCAAAUAUUAUUAAAGUGACUUGGGAAGACGACAAGAAGAAUGAAGAGAAAAAUGCAGUGCUUGGGGAAAUUUGGCCCCCCGAUGACAAUCGACAAUCAUACUCAAUGAGCAGCUGGCUGACCCUAAAUAAACCUAGCAACAAGAAUUAUCGCUGCAACUAUCAACAUGAAAAAGAAGCAGGUUUUGUCCUUACCAAAUCUCAAGACACCACCAUAGUGCCUCAAACCACAGCAGACUGUACCAACAGACUUUUCACAGUGAGUUUCAUGCACAGGACAGCAUAUGUAAUAUACAUUGCCCUUCUUCUGAAAAGCACCAUGUACUACGUCAUCGUACUCUUCUUCAUGUACAGGAUGCAAAGUCCAAUCAAGCGCCAGGGAAAGAAACCUUAAACUUCUCCUUGCACCUUCCAAACUCAGCAUUUUUGUCUGAAAUGUACUUUGCUUUGCCAUAAGCCGGUUCAUAUGAAACACUUUGCUCUAAAUAUCAAGACAUGCAUUUCAAUUUGAUUUUGUUAAGUUUAUUCUCUAGUUAGCACAGGUGGCUUCUUCGGCUUCAGAGCGAACAGUUUUAGAUGUGUUCAUUUUUUCUAUUUUAUUAUUUUAAUGUUGUAACUGUGGAACUUAAAGGGCUCUUUGAUUUCAAUGGGAAUUUUGCAUCACAAAGCAGUGCAGGAUCAAUCUCUUAGGCUCUUAUCCUGCAAAAACACUUGUGCACACGAACAACUUUUUGGAGGUGGAUAGGCCGACCGCAUUCAGGGAAGUCAAUGGAAAAAAACUCACUGCUGUAAUCAUUAGCAGGCAUGGAGUCCUAAUCUGUAAUUUAAAAUGAUUUGUCAUUCCAUUUCUAUUAAUUUCGUUUAUUUCCUUUAUAAAACAAAAACAGGCUUUGAAAUAUGAGUAAUUGUUUUUAAAAAAUUGAAGGAUUAAUGUAUUUUAAA
Molecule: messenger RNA, 1187 nt
Organism: Gopherus evgoodei (Goodes thornscrub tortoise)
Lineage: Eukaryota; Metazoa; Chordata; Testudines; Testudinidae
Product: T-cell receptor gamma chain C region C7.5
Exons: 5
Coding region: 1-639 (212 amino acids)
Source: RefSeq, a predicted model, not a curated record